CUCGAACAGUUGCCGAUCUAUCCUUUCUUUCUCUUCUCUGUAGAAGGAAUCUUCCUGAUUUCUCAGCGAAACCUAAAUAUAUAUAUAUAUAUAUAUAUAUAAAUUGAACAUUAAAAAAAGAAGAAAGAGAGAAGAAGAAGAAUGGGAACGAGGACGAAUUUAUACAAGAACCCUUCCAUCUCUUACAAAAAAGACUUCAGUCUCUCUUCUGUUCUUCAAAACCUCCAAGCUUAUAACGCCGCAACUGGUAAUGCCUCUGUGAUCGAAGAGCAAAAGUACAGUGAUGAAGAGCAUGAUAGGCGGAGCUCGAAAAAGUCCGGUCAUAAACGCCGCUCGACGGAAAAUUCACGGCCUGAGAAAUUCCGUAACGUCGAAGAGUAUGGUGGACCGAUGUCACACCAGGAUUACAUAGAUAAGAGAAGGAAGGAAGUGAGCUUAUCUCAAUCUUAUGAGACAUUAACUACUGAUGUAUUGGCAGCUUCUAGCUCAGUUUUAAAUCUGGUGAACUAUGGAAGCGAUGAAAGUACUUCAGAAUCUGAAGAGGAGGAUCCCCAACAUUCUGGUAGCACAAAUGAAGUUGAUCAGGUUAAGACCAGAAGCGAGCAACGGUUUCCUGUCCAUGGAGAACCUGUUUGUGUGGUAUGUGGGAAAUAUGGAGAAUAUAUAUGUGAUGAGACUGAUGAUGAUAUCUGCAGUCUGGAAUGCAAGGAUGAACUUCUUCGAAGUCUUGCUAAGUGCAAGCAAAGCAACCAAAAGCCAGAUGUUCCCCCAUUUGCAGCCAAAUGUGCCUUACCAAUGCCUGAACUUCAGGAGGAUACUUGGGACUAUAACCACAAUCGAUGGUCCAAAAAGAAAUCUAGUCUUUGUGCUUACAAGUGUUGGAAGUGUCAGAAGGCUGGUCACCUUGCAGAAGAUUGUUUGCUGACAAAAUGUAGCCAGGAGGUAGAAGGGCAGAAAAGGAAUCUCAUAUCCAAAGAUCUUCUUGGACUUUACAGAAGAUGCCAUCAGAUAGGUAAAAAUUUGUCAACAGCAAACUGCAAUGCCUGCCACAGUUCUGUAAGCUUGGCAACAUGCCUUCAUUGUAGUGCUGUCCUUUGUGACAAUGCAGGUCAUUUGGAUGAACAUAUAAGGACCCAUCCAUCCCAUCAGCAAUAUUACUCUCAUAAACUUAAACGUUUGGUGAAAUGCUGUAAAUCAACAUGCAAGGUGACGAACAUCAGGGAUCUUAUGGCUUGCCAUCACUGUUUAGAUAAAGCUUUUGACAAGUUCUAUGAUAUGCAUACUGCAACUUGGAAAGGAGCUGGAUUGUCAAUUAUCAGUGGUUCUAUUUGUUGCGAAGAUCACUUUGAGUGGCAUAGGAUGAAUUGCUUGAACGUUGACGUAGAAGACACAUCACAUAUCAUCAAUAAGAAUGCCAAGAAGAACGACGAAUAUGUUCAACUUAAUGACUUGAUUUUCUGAUAGGAUCAUCUUUGAUUCGCACAAUCUCAUUUGGAGAUGGUACAUACGUUAAAGGAAGGAAAACUUCGUUUUUGGUAUUUCAAAGCAUGUAAAAGAUGGAAGCUUAUCUGUAUUAAUCUGAUCUCAGUUUACUCAAAUUGCAUUUGGGAUUUUAGGAUUUGCUCAAAUUGAAUAUUCACCCAUCAUUAUACAUCAAUUAAUCAUCAUAAAAUGGGCUCCUUGUAACCUUUUCCAGGUUUAUUAUCAAUAUAUGACUGAUUGCAAUUAGGCCAA
Jatropha curcas is the source of this 1734-nucleotide messenger RNA. RefSeq lists its product as uncharacterized. NCBI's taxonomy places the organism in Eukaryota, Viridiplantae, Streptophyta, Magnoliopsida, Malpighiales, Euphorbiaceae. The record is from RefSeq and is a predicted model, not a curated record. Gene Ontology annotation, molecular function: nucleic acid binding; zinc ion binding.